Molecule: messenger RNA, 606 nt
Organism: Protopolystoma xenopodis
Lineage: Eukaryota; Metazoa; Platyhelminthes; Monogenea; Polystomatidea; Polystomatidae
Source: the annotation of a GenBank genome assembly
GACUUAUCUCCUUGUGUUAUUCUGCAACCCUACCCAUCCUUUUUCUUACUAUUCAAGGGUGCCAGCUCACCGGAAAGCUCUAUGGUCUUUGUAGAUCGGGUCAGUUUACGAAAUGAUCGAGUUAAAUUGCUGGAGAAAGGUUCUCCCCAUGGCCUUUGUCUCAUGGAGUCUGGUAAGUUGCUACCUGGUGUACACGUUGCCAUAGCCAACCCUGACACUUUGGGUCAAUGCGCUGAUUCGCAUCUUGGUGAAAUAUGGGUUUCUUCACCUCACAAUUCACCUAGUCUUUUAGGACCAUACCAAUGCUCCAAUCUCCGCAACGAGCUAUCCUCCUCUUCAUCUUCUCCUUCUGCUACCUCUACCACCAGCUCAUCAAAUUCAUCUUCGUCUGCAACCGGCACCACUUCGGUUACAGUGAAUGGCGAUAUUCAUGAGGGCACUUCGCAAUCUAUGUCUCAGCAACAAAACAUAUCAUCUGGAUCGGACAUUCUUCAUGCCCGACUGGCUACUGGAGAUGUUGAGCGUGAGUAUGCAAGAACUGGAUUCUUGGGCUUCGUUCGGCGCACCGAGAUGACUCAAUCGGACGGAGGUAGGCUGGCUUUUUAA